CCCUGUGGGUAACGACGUGCUGACGUAAGAAGUGUGAACAACAAACAGUUGUUGGACUGUAACAAGCUAGCGAAUGGUAUCGCAAGAAGACAAGAACAGGUUCAGCGCAUUUCUCCCGGAAAGGGACAGACCCAUGGGACCUGAGCGGGUGAAAUACCUUAAUAACCUCACAUUAAUCUGCACUAUUACUGCCGACAGGUGUGGUAGCUUUGGAACUGUUCCCUUGUGCUAACGUUAGCCACCGAAUCAUGCUCAUUGCUCGAGUGUGAGAGCUUUCAGCGUUACGCCUGCUUUUUUUCUCUUCUGACGACCACUGCUCCUCGAGUGUUGAGAUGCGAGGGUGAGAAACAAGAGGAGAAUAUUUCCCCUUCAUACAGAAAGAAUGGACUUUGUCGAGGGGGAGCAGAGAAGAAGCAGGCAUGCGACCUUACACGGGCCUGGACGUCAUUGUUGAGCAACAAUUUUAGCAAGCUAGCCCACAUUAGCUCGGUCAAAUACAUGCAAAUGAAUCGGUUCGGUGUCGGGCACUAAGCUCACUUUGCUAGCGUAAUGGAGGCACCCUGAGGGACUUGUUCAUUUGGACUGAUUGUUGUGGAGCUCCUAAAACAACCGUGGGCAAUGUGCUGACGACCUGUGAGUCAGCCGUCGGUUUUCACUUGAAGCAUAGGACACGGUUGGUGAAAAUAAGAAGCGUGUAGUUGCCUGUAGUUGAAAAGUUGUCUGGAUUGGCAUAACAAAAUAAUUCCUGUAACAAUAUCUCUUUCGCAUAGCUAUCACGCAUUCCUCAUGUUGAUAUUUGUGUGAAAUUGCACUUUAACUAGCUCUCUUUAAGGGUGCACAAAGCCACCUGUAAUUUGAGGUUUGGAAAAAUGAUGAUUUGUUUUUCCCCUGCUACAACUAACUGUUCGAAAUACAGGUUGUGAUUGCACUUACUCAUAACUUACAGGAUAGGUGCCCAUCUAAGUAAAUUGUUGCUAUAGGUUAGAUACAGACUUAUCCAUGUCAGUUGGUCCCAAGUUACUUUUUAACUAUUUCUAGUCUGUCUGGCACAGGUAAUGACUGAGUUUCACUGGAAAUGAAAACAUGAAUAUCGAAGAGCAGUGUCUAGAUGUGUGCAAUGUUAAGACAAAAAGCAAUGUGGAUGAUGAUCACAACACUACUAACAGUACAGAAGGGGUCACACCCCGGAUAUCUGAACUGAUGACGGAUGCCAACACAGAAAUACAAAACACUGUUCCCACAGAAGUCUCGGAAACCUACCUGAUGCCUCAGCUCACUGACAACCUUCAGGCAGCCGAGCAGGACAACCAGCAGGCUCAAGAGACGCUGCAAAUUGAUGAGGUCAAUGGGAAUACAAAAGGCAGUAACAAAGACACCCCUGCUGUAGUGAACCCCACUGACCUGAUAUUUUCUAAUGAUGAGCAGCACAAGGACAACAUCGAGGUGGAGACUAUCAAAGAAGAAAAAGAUGGUGAGCCUGCAGAGUUUGCCGGGGAUGAUGGUGGGGACAUGGACAUAGGUGUGGAUCUGAGUCUUGAUGAGAGCGGGGUUCUAGAUCCUGAACCAACAGACAACUCGGUAUUCUUGGACAAUACUUUAGACUCCGAGUCCAAGCUGGAUGUCCCAGCUGGCAGCACAGCUGAGAGCCCGUCAGAUGCAGACCUGAGUAGCAGCACAGAAGCUGCCCCCACAGACCAGGCUGGACUGUACCCCACUGUGGAGGAGGGGGACGAUAUACACAGGCAGAGUGGCAAAAGGGUAACAUUCCCCUCAGAUGCGGAUAUAGUGUCUGGUGCAGUCGAGCCCAAGGACCCCUGGAGACAUGCUCAGAAUGUGACGGUGGAGGAGAUCCUCUCUUCCUACAAACAGGCUUGUCAGAAACUCAACUGUAAACCCAUACCCAAAGUGCUCAAGCAGAUACAGGAACUGAAAGACCUGACACAGCGAAAUGAAUGCUUAGAUCUAAAAGGUGAGAAGCUUGACUACAAAGCAUGUGAGUCUCUGGAGGAGAUUUUGAAGAGGGUCCAGUUUAAAGUGAUAGACCUGGAGCAGACCAACUUGGAUGAAGAUGGAGCAUCAGCCUUGUUCGACAUGAUCGAGUACUACGAGUCAGCCACCCAUCUCAACAUCUCGUUCAACAAGCACAUCGGCACGAGGGGAUGGCAGGCCGCUGCUCACAUGAUGAGAAAGACAAGCUCUCUGCAGUACCUGGAUGCACGUAACACCCCUCUGCUGGAUCACUCUGCUCCCUUUGUUGCACGAGCGCUCAGGAUCAGCGGCAGCCUGGCAGUCCUCCACCUGGAGAACGCUGGCCUCUCUGGCAGACCUCUCAUGUUACUGGCUACGGCUCUGAAGAUGAAUAUGAACCUGCGGGAGCUGUACCUGGCAGACAACAAGCUCAACGGUUUGCAGGACUCGGCCCAACUUGGCAACUUGCUCAAGUUUAACUACAACAUUCAGAUCCUGGACCUGCGCAACAACCACAUCCUGGACUCAGGUCUGGCCUACGUGUGUGAAGGACUGAAAGAACAGAGGAAGGGCCUUGUCACUUUGGUGCUAUGGAACAACCAGCUCACGCACAAUGGCAUGGGAUACCUAGCUGCUGCACUGCCGUGCACCCAGAGUCUGGAGACUUUGAACCUCGGCCAUAACUCGGUGGGCAAUGAGGGAGUCCACAAGCUGAAAGACGGUCUGAUUUCCAACCGCUCUGUACUCAGACUGGGCCUCGCUUCCACCAAACUGUCCUGUGAAGGAGCGGUGGCCGUGGCUGAAUUCAUCGCUGAGAGCCCCCGGCUGUUGCGUCUCGACCUUCGAGAGAAUGAGAUCAAGACAGGCGGACUGAUGGCUCUGUCGCUCGCUCUGAAAGUCAACACCUCUCUGCUGCGUCUAGACCUGGACCGGGAGCCCAAGAAAGAAACUGUGAAGAGCUUCAUUGAAACCCAGCGUGCUCUGCUGACAGAGAUACAGAACGGCUGCAAGAGAAACUUCAUCUUUGCGAAGGAGAAGGAAGAAACGGAGCAGAAGAUGAGGCAGUCUGCAUCCAUGGCUGAAAUCGCCACAGAGGACGGGACUAGAGAAGAAGAGGAGGAGCCAGCAGCAGAGGAGAAAGACAAAGCAAAGGGGAAAGAGGGAGAAGCAACAGCAACAGCAAGUGAAGAACAGACAAGCAGCCAGUCAGGAGAGACCUCUGAACCUAGCGUCCCUCAGAUUCACCUGGAGUCAGACUCAGACACAGAGGAGGAGGAGGAGGAGGAGGUCGUAACAAAGUCUUCUUCUCUUUUAAACUCCUCCACUCACUCGAACCAGACUGCUCCUGAAAUCCAGACCGCAGCCGUGCAGCCUCUCCUCAGUGCCUCAAGUACGCCCUCGCCCCCACCUGUCGGGGGGUCGAAUGUCAUUCCAGGCAUCAAAGUUCCAGAAUCCACAGCUCCUCCCAGCAGCCCUCAAUCUCCUGGUCGCUGUAUAUCCGUGUCUAGUCCUGGGAGGGGUCACAAAAUCUUCAUGGUGACCCGAGUGGAGAGCCCGCCUGAGCAGCAGCAGCAGCAGCUCCAGCUGCAGAGAAGUGCACCAAAAGAGGCCUCAAAGAAGCCCGCAGACGUGAACACACAGCCAACACAACCACCGCCCUCAUCUCAAACACAACUGACACAGGAGGAGGUGAAGGAGAGCUCCCCUGCUCCAUCAUUAGACUGUAAAGUGACAGAGCAGAGUCCUGUAGCACACUCAGAGUCUGCACUAAAUUCCACACAGACCCACACAUUAGAGCCCCAGUCUAACAGUCCACCCACAGAGGAUGUGACAGCUAGCACUUUAGACCCAGAGGUGACAGAUCCAAGUCCAGCCCUGCAUUCAAAUGUCCCGUCUGAGCAGCUCACAGAGGAGGGAACAGAGAGCAAUAAAAGACCCCAAACUGAGCCUACUUUAGAGGAAGAAAAGAAGCAAGGGGAGGAGGAAGGUGUAGAAGAUGAGGGACAUGUGAUGUCCCCUAAUAGCGAAGUAGAAGAGAGUAAACAGUUAGAUGAACUCAACACUAGUAUCUCUGCAGCAGAAACACAGCAGCCAUUGUUAGCAUCUACUGCAGAACAGCUACAGAACGAGCUAGCGUCUGCCUCAGAGGAGACUCAGUCACUGAACCAAACAGCAGAAGAAGUAAAAGAGUCACUUCCACUGCAGGGAAAGCAUGAAGCACCAGCCGACUUGUUGGAAAAUGAAAAACCAAGUUUAACAGAGGAAGAGUGCAUUCCACCAAGCCAAGAGGAGCCGUGUCCAAAGCAGCAAACAGAGGCAGAAAACCAGGAAGAAGAGCUUGUUCUGUCUGCGCACACUGAUCAACAAACACCAUCUGUCACUCAAGAGGGAGCUCAGGAGUCAGAUCUUCAAGGAGGUGAAGCCUCAGAGAGUCCCGAACCUGCACCGGUCAAAGAAGAGGAGUCACCUGACGAGAGCUCUGCAGACGAGGGGGAGUGUUUCUCUGAGGCUCAUGAGGAGGAUGUGGUCGCCUCAUCUCUGCCCAACGGCCUGAAGCCUGAGUUCUCCCUCCAUCUGCUCGAAGCUGAGAGCCCCAAACCCGGCAGCUGUGUGAUGGAGCACGUGAGCGUCAGCUGUGGACAGGAUCUGGAGGAACUGCUGCUAGAAGCCAGUUUGGAGGCGGGGAGGGAUGCACCAUGAGGAGUAAGGGACCGUGACGACAGGAAAACAGCACUUGGAUAGUUUGUCUGGCUCUGCUACAUGACUGGUUACCCUCAAAUGUUUUUGUUGUUUCUUUGACUUUACCACCAAUAAGAACUUUCUGCUAAAGAGCAGAAGAGGUGGUGGAACAGUUGGAAGCUCUAAACACAAACACACAAACAAAUUAUGGAAAGACACAAAGGACAAAAUCAACUUCAGGAUCUUGGCUGUGACUGAUAAAAAAGGAAUCCUCUGCAUCCACACUACAUCAACCACUGAAACACACACAAGCGCACACUGAGUAUGAGGAGGAGGGAAUUAAAUAAGAAAUAAAAUCACCCUGUUAUCACUACAUUUUGUCAUUCUGCAAUCUUUACAAACAAUAGGUCACCUGAGAGUGAUAAAAAGGAGAAAUGGUGGACAAAACACUAACCAAAGACAGAUCUUCCUCGCAGACCUGCUCCUCGCUUUCAUGUAGAUGUCCACUGUAGCUUGGGAAAUAACUAGGUAUGAAGGUUUUUAACAUUCAAACACACACACAAAGACAUGAUGGCGAUAUGAGAAAGUUGGAGUUGACGGCACAAUCACAAGACAAACUAACGGUGAUGGACUCUGCUGUGCUGACCUGCUGGCUUUAAGCACUCGUUCCAGAGGAGGACGAAGGUCACAAAGGCUUUUUUUAUCUGAGGAAGCUGAAGAUGUUAACCUGUCUGUUUAAAUGUCAACGUUUCAUGUCUGUGUUCCCUCUUUCCCCGCUUCAGAAAGAAAGAGAAAAAAACUCUGAACGGACCUCUGCCAAAGUGACCUCCCGCUUCAUGUUGUCUCAUCCUCUGCUCACUUUGGCCCCUCAGGAAUCAUCACCCCCCCCUUCUUGUCAGUCUCCACAGAUCUGACACGGAGGAGAGAGUCGCAGCACUUUGCUCCCCAGCUGGAAACCCCUGAAUGUUGGAAAGCAAGAUGUAUGCUUUUUGUUUGAGUUAUUUGCUGUUUAAAAAAAUCUAAAUUUCAUCCCUUGAUUUCUGCAACGUUAGACCAUAUUAUUAUUUUAUUUUUCAUGUUCACAAGAAGCAGCUCUGUCGUCACCUCCCCCUCCUUGCCUCUCAGUUUUCCACACCUCACCUCCUCUGCUCCGUUGUAUCGUUGUUGCCUUCAAAUGCACCACUUCAGAUUCAGUCUGCUGUCCUUUUUUUUCUUUUGGCUGCUUUGAGAAAUCAGUUGUUUUGUAUUUAUUUUAUGAACCUUUUCUCACUUAUUUUCCCCUCUUUUUCUAAUUUACCUCUUCGUUUCCAUUCUGGGGUUGCUUUCAAAGAUUAGCCCCUUUUGAUGUAUAUUUCAGAUUUAAGCUAGAGCAAAUAUUUAGAUUUUUCUUUUUUUUUCCAAUGGGGAGGGCGGGUUCAUCUGUGUUGGUUGGAGGAAAAUAAAUAUGAUGUAGAGGUUGAUUAUGGUGGUAUCAGUUGGGGUGAAGAAAUUGAAACAUACAAAAGAAGCAGCAAACAAACCAGUUUCCAUCCAAGUCCUCAAAGGUUGAACACUACUCUGCUGGGUGAAGCUGUGGCUACAAGGGGGCGCUGGUGGCUAGGCUAGGAUUGUUUUCCAACAGUAGAGCUGGAAGUGAAUCAUGAACAACACUUUGCAGUCGCUACCGUCUCUGUUGAAAUCCAUAUCCUGUCCUGAGAAUUACUAUGAAAUGUCAGCUUCAUAUUUCAUCAGGAUGACACUUUAUCCCUAAAGCAGAGACAGGUUUCCUUUUUUUUCUGAAAAGCUGCACCAUUCAACCCUCCUGCUCUUCUCCACCCAACAGAUGGUUUGCCCCCACUGUCUGUUAUGCUUUAAUUUUUAGAAAUUUUUAAUAAUAAUUUGUUAACUUAAUUGAAAUGUGCUGGUAAUCACAAAGAUAUGUAUGGCGAAAUUUGUUCCUCUCAAAUAAAUGCAUGUAAUGACUAA
Notolabrus celidotus (New Zealand spotty) is the source of this 6612-nucleotide messenger RNA. RefSeq names its product protein phosphatase 1, regulatory subunit 37 (gene ppp1r37). NCBI's taxonomy places the organism in Eukaryota, Metazoa, Chordata, Actinopteri, Labriformes, Labridae. The record is from RefSeq and is a predicted model, not a curated record. The transcript is spliced from 13 exons. The coding region runs from base 1084 to 4668 and encodes 1194 amino acids. Gene Ontology annotation, molecular function: protein binding.